AUGGAAGCCCUGGUCAAAGAGGGUGAGGCCUGGUUCAGACUUGACCCCAUCUUCAUCUACCGGGGCAGUGCCAGGAUCCUCCGGAGGCCGCCACCUGCCCCUCAGCGGGACCUUGACGCCCUCCAGGAGGGCUCCCCACGGGCGCCCCCCGUCCAGGCCGACAGGCUCCCCGAGCUCCGCUCUGCGCUGGUCUGGGUGCCCCUACAGGGGGUGCCCACCGCCCGCCACCACCAGUCCAUCAAUGUCCUCCAGAUGGGGCUCCGGCCGUGCCGCCGCCUUGACCCCACCUUCACGAAGCUGCACUCGGCCUUCAUCCACAAGGAGCCCUUCGGCCUGGUGCUCAUCAUCGCGCCCUGGAACUACCCGCUGAACCUGACGCUGGUGCCCCUGGUGGGGGCCAUCGCAGCAGGGAACUGCGUGGUCCUGAAGCCAUCGGAAAUCAGCAAGGGCACCGAGAAGGUGCUGGCCGAGGUGCUGCCCCGCUACCUGGACCAGAGCUGCUUUGCCGUGGUGCUGGGCGGGCCCGAGGACACCGGGCGGCUGCUGGAGCACAGAUUUGACCACAUCUUGUUCACGGGGAGCCCCCGUGUGGGCAAGAUCGUCAUGGCCGCCGCUGCCAAGCACCUGACCCCCGUCACCCUGGAGCUGGGGGGCAAGAACCCGUGCUACGUGGACGACGACUGUGACCCCCAGACCGUGGCCAACCGCGUCACCUGGUUCCGGUACUUCAACGCCGGCCAGACCUGCGUGGCCCCGGAUUACGUCCUGUGCAGCCCCGAG
Ictidomys tridecemlineatus (thirteen-lined ground squirrel) is the source of this 780-nucleotide messenger RNA. NCBI's taxonomy places the organism in Eukaryota, Metazoa, Chordata, Mammalia, Rodentia, Sciuridae. The record is from RefSeq and is a predicted model, not a curated record.